Scaptodrosophila lebanonensis is the source of this 1334-nucleotide messenger RNA. RefSeq names its product leukocyte elastase inhibitor C-like. The record is from RefSeq and is a predicted model, not a curated record. NCBI's taxonomy places the organism in Eukaryota, Metazoa, Arthropoda, Insecta, Diptera, Drosophilidae. Bases 163 to 1308 code for a protein of 381 amino acids. Gene Ontology annotation, molecular function: serine-type endopeptidase inhibitor activity. The transcript is spliced from 4 exons.
AAAUUGUUCAUGUAGACUUUUUUAGAGCCUUUUCGUGUAUAUGAGAACUUUAUGAUAUAGAGGUGUAUCAAACUUGCAUGCCAAAAACGAUGUACCUCCCACUAAGGUAAAGGGUACGAAAUCAUUCACAAUAAGUCACAAGGAAUAUCACUCAAAAGGAAAAUGGCCAACGGUGUGGGCGCAUCGACAUUAAGGCUAGGCUUGAUAAUCAAUGCUCUCAGUCUGGGCGUGGCCGAUUUGUUUGUAAGCGAGCUAUACGGCGAGCUAUCCAGUAAAUAUGUUCGUGAGAAUAUAGUCAUAUGCCCCGCUUCCUUGCGCAUGGGCUUGAUAUUGCUUUACAUUGGGGCUGAAGGUGAAGCAGCAGCUGAACUAAAAAAUACUUUGUAUCUUCACGGUGACACUAAGACUCAGAUUUUAGAAGAUCACAAAAAACAAAUUAGCAUAACCAAUGCAGAUAUAACAAUGCAAAUUAGCCAGAAGCUAUAUGUGGACCACAAGUUUAAAAUAGACCCACAUUAUAUUUCUACAGGAUGGAAAUAUCUAUCUGGUCCAGCUGUAGAACCAGCGCACUUUGAAAAUCCAGAAAGUGCGGCCAAACAUAUUUGCAAUCAGAUUGAGAGGCACAUGUUGAACAAAUUCAAGGAGACUGUUGCCUCAAGUGAAAUAAGUUCGCACACAAAGAUUUUUCUUGCUAGUGCUUUCUACUUCAGUGGAAAGUGGCAAAAACCUUUCAUGAAGCUUGGCACUCGCAAGUUUUAUAACGUUAUGACGGGCUUACAUAUGUCCGUGACAAUGUACGGCAAGACGGACGAGGUUCUUCACGGCGAUCUACCUGAACUUAAUGCAAAAGGCGUCGAGAUACCCUACAAGAACUCCAAUAUAAGUAUGCUAAUAAUAUUGCCCGAAGAGAAUGACAAUAACCUAAGGCAUAUGGAGCAAGUUCUCCGCACCGUCGAUUUUCGCACGCUUAACAACAAUUUUCGGAGAGGCAACGUUCAUAUAGAGAUGCCCCGAUUUAGAAUUGAAUAUGAAAUGGAUUUCAAUGAAGUGCUUAAGGCUAUAGGACUGUCGAGUUUAUUUUCGAAUCCAGACUUAAGCAGUCUAUCACGCCAGAUGGGCUUAAGGCUUUCAAACACAAAACAGAAGGGUGUUAUUGAGGUCAACACAAAUAAUGAUAACGGGAGAUCGACUAUUGACGAUAAUCCUUAUAAUCCUCCGAAAAAAUUUAUUGUCGAUCGUCAGUUCAUUUUUAUUGUUAAGGAUCCCUACAUGGUGUAUUUUGUAGGACAUGUGAUAAGACCACAAUAAAAAUAUAAUGCUUAUUGUAUUACAAA